This is a messenger RNA of Cooperia oncophora, 384 nucleotides long. The record is from the annotation of a GenBank genome assembly. NCBI's taxonomy places the organism in Eukaryota, Metazoa, Nematoda, Chromadorea, Rhabditida, Trichostrongylidae.
AUGUUGAUCAACUCUGCUACUCUUUCAGAUGAUCCGACAUCUCCUGAUCGAUGUGCUGUUAUUAUGGGAUCGAGAGAGCAGAUUUAUAAAGCUACCGAGCUCAUUACUGAACUGGUUCAUAAAAGCUGUAGUGGCUCACUUAUGACCGGUCAGUCAGAGACACCUCAACUUCAGGCUUUCUAUAUGCAUGUCCCAUCAAAUAAGACGGGUCUCGUUAUAGGUAAAGGAGGAGAGACUAUCAAACAGAUAAAUGCAGAAAGUGGCGCGCACUGCGAGUUAUCUCGCGAUCCUCCACCGAAUCCUCAAGAAAAGGUCUUCAUUAUCCGUGGUACUCCAUAUCAAGUUCAUCAUGCACAACACAUUAUUCGCAUCAAGGUAACGUAA